Molecule: messenger RNA, 570 nt
Organism: Cylas formicarius (sweet potato weevil)
Lineage: Eukaryota; Metazoa; Arthropoda; Insecta; Coleoptera; Brentidae
Product: hatching enzyme-like
Exons: 2
Coding region: 1-570 (189 amino acids)
Biological process (GO): extracellular matrix organization; collagen catabolic process
Molecular function (GO): metalloendopeptidase activity
Source: RefSeq, a predicted model, not a curated record
AUGUGCUCGACAGCUGAAGACGACACGACGCUAACCGACCAGGAACUCUCUGAUUAUUUACAAAAAUAUGGCUUUCUGUCGGUGAAUAGCGGGGGCGACGGCGACGACGACGUGUCUCUCACUCAGAUCGAUCCGGUCAGUUUAGAGCAAGCGUUAAUGGAUUUUCUGGAAUUGUACAAUCUACCAAUGGACGGUACUCUAAACAAUGAGACCAUAGCGCUAAUAAAAAGCCCCCGCUGCGGAAUAGAAGAAAAUGCUUUCACAACCGCCAAUGCGACGAUUGCCAACCAAGUUUUCAAAAUUUGGAGUUCCUUUUCCAAUUCAGAAUUCGCUUACAAUUACAUGAAGCCCGAUAUUCUGAUUCUAAUCACCGAUAAAUCGUACGAACAUAAACAAAGCGUAAGAUGUCAAGGCAACGGAUCAUGUAGUUAUAAAUUUGACGGAAAAGGUCAAGUUUUGGGUCACGCAUUUUUUCCCAAUACAAAUCAAAAGUGUGUGGAAAUCCACCCGCACUACAAACGAGUUUGUAUACCGUGCUAUUACACGAAAUCGGACAUACCCUCGGCUUAG